This is a messenger RNA of Monopterus albus (swamp eel), 2519 nucleotides long. It is a transcript of the gene coq8b, whose product is annotated as coenzyme Q8B. Bases 118 to 1572 code for a protein of 484 amino acids. Gene Ontology annotation, biological process: ubiquinone biosynthetic process. NCBI's taxonomy places the organism in Eukaryota, Metazoa, Chordata, Actinopteri, Synbranchiformes, Synbranchidae. The transcript is spliced from 13 exons. The record is from RefSeq and is a predicted model, not a curated record.
CCCCCUUUGGGCACAGCAACAGGAGGGGCAGGCUCGGUGGGGCAGAGUGCUCGCUACCUCUACACUGCUACUGGCCUCCACCAGUACUACUAUCAGACCAGGUUUGUCCAUGACACCAUGGUGGCCAGACUCACACCAGAGGACAUCAAGAAGGCCAGGGAGGCUAAGCAGGCCCUUGCCAAACCUGUCAGACAGAAGUUGAGUGACCGUGCUAGAGAGAGGAAGGUGCCUGUCACAAGAAUCAGCAGGCUGGUUAACUUUGGAGGACUGGCAAUAGGGCUGGGGAUUGGAGCCAUUGCAGAAGUGGCAAAGCAGUCGCUAGGAGGGAAACAAAAAGGAGAUGCGAAUGCCUUGUUAGACUCUCCUCUCCUGUCAGAGGCAAAUGCUGAGAGAAUAGUUGACACACUGUGUAAAGUCCGCGGUGCUGCUCUUAAAAUAGGACAAAUGCUCAGCAUUCAAGACAACUCCUUCAUCAACCCACAGCUGCAGAAGAUCUUUGAGAGGGUCCGACAGAGUGCAGACUUCAUGCCCACACGGCAGAUGACUAAAGUUCUAGAGGAGGAACUGGGACCAGACUGGCGAAAGAAGCUAUUAUCCUUUGAAGACAAACCGUUUGCUGCAGCUUCCAUCGGACAGGUGCAUCAUGGGGUGUUAAAAGAUGGUAGAGAAAUCGCCAUGAAGAUCCAGUACCCUGGAGUGGCAGAGAGUAUCCGCAGUGACAUAAACAACCUGAUGUCUGUGCUGAAAAUGAGCGUAGCUCUGCCAGAAGGUCUGUUUGCAGACAGCAGCUUAGAAGUCCUUCAGAGGGAACUGGCCUGGGAGUGUGACUAUAAGAGGGAAGCAGAGUGUGCCAAGAGGUUCAGGUCCCUUCUGGAGGGAGAUGAGUUUUUCCAAGUGCCUCAGGUGAUUGAUGAGUUGUCAGGACAGAGGGUGCUGGCCAUGGAGCUGGUACAGGGAGUCCCCCUAGACCGCUGCGUAGACCUGCCCCAGGAGAUCAGGAACCAGAUUUGUUUCAGUAUCCUUCAGUUGUGUCUCAGGGAGCUGUUUGAGUUCAGGUUCAUGCAAACAGAUCCAAACUGGGCCAACUUCUUCUACAACGCAGACACAAACAAGGUUGUUUUGUUGGAUUUUGGAGCAUGCAGAAGCUACCCACAGUCAUUCACAGAUGACUACAUACAGGUGGUACACGCAGCAUCCAUGGGUGAUCAAGCCACGGUUCUUUCCAAAUCGAAGGACUUGAAGUUCCUGACAGGCUUCGAGGCCAAGGCCUUCCAGGAUGCCCAUGUGGAGGCGGUGAUGAUCCUCGGUGAAGCCUUUGCAUCCACAGAACCCUUUGAUUUCGGCACCCAGAGCACCACCCAACGCAUCCAGAGCCUCGUUCCCGUCAUGCUGCGCUACCGUCUGACCCCUCCACCUGAGGAGACAUACUCCCUCCACCGCAAGAUGGCUGGCUCCUUCCUUAUCUGCUCCAAACUGAAGGCACGCAUACCUUGCAAGGAGAUGUUCCUGGAUGUGUACAAUGCCUACAACCAGAGGAGGCAGGCGGAGCAGGCAGCACAAGCCAGUGUUUAAAUGCUCAGGGGCAAGGUUACUCCCUACACAUGCCUUGGACAUUAUCAGAGUGGGGACCUAAGUAAAGGAACAGGAAAGAUGGAGUCUGAAUCUCCAGGUGAAGAGAAUGAAUCAGACUCAUCUAUCACUACACCUUGUCAGUAUGCAAUUGACUGAGGGCCAUGGGUGUGCUUGACUUUCCAUGGCUCAGCUGAACUCGAAUGUGUCUGUACACAUUAGACAAAUAUUUUUAAUGACAUGGAAUUUAAUUACUCUAAUAAUACUAAUAAUUACUUUAAUAAUCAUGAUUAUAAUUCUGUCAGAACAAAUUGUAUGAUAAAGCCCAAAUUGCUCUGUUGAUGAUUAAACCUGUGUGUUAAUUGAAGAGACGUAAAUGCAAUUAAUUUUGUGUUUGUGUGUUUGAUCACAUUGGCCCUAUAGUUGUAUCUCUGUCACAGCAAACACACAGUAGAAGGCUGCAGCCCCUCACUUGGCAAGGUGUAUUUCCAUUGCUCAUUCUGACUCCUGCUCACUUUGACAUCAAGGUCCACCGUAUUUCUAGCAGAACGAGUUAUGUUCUGUCUUAAGGACAGAUAAUAAGUCGUACACUGCCAGGCUGAUGCUGCCAAGUGCUCUUUUUUGUUGGAAGGUCUUUGUGUGCUGCCUGAUGAUGAGUUGGCAAAUAAAGCCUUCUCCUAAAUGUAAUUACUGGCAGACUAGAUGAGCAGAUUAUCAAAAGAAUUAGAGAAGAUGGUCUAAUGGAGCCCUGCUGAGCAAUGGCCCUUCCAUUAUACAGAACAUUUAAUGUCAAACCUCAUGAAGUGAAGUACUGUCAGUCCUUUUCAUGCUUUAACCCUUCUUUCUGACAGAUGUGUACUCUAACAUACAAGGCAGUGUGCUGUGCCGUUGUUGUUGUUUUUUUGUUUUUUUUUAUGGAAUAAAGUGUGAGCAAGAUAUAAAUGCUUCUC